AUGAUUGCACAACAGCCACAUCCACCAACUUCAAAGGUUGAGCUCAGAAUUUCAUGUACUAAUCUUACAAAUAAAGAUGUACUCUCCAAGUCUGACCCCAAGGUCUAUGUAUUUUCAUCAUUUGAUUCUGAAAAGAUGGUGCCACUUGGAAAAACUGAAAAGAUUAAUAACAGUUUGAAUCCAGUUUUCAAAACACCUGUCUUCUCUGAUUAUUACUUUGAAAGAAAUCAAAGAUUAAAGUUCGUUGUAGUCGAUAUCGAUAAUGAAGAUUGGAAUGAUAGUGAUGAUUUUAUUGGAUCUGUAGAGUAUUCUAUGGCUUCGAUUGUCUCUGCCCCAGGAAGUACCGCAAAGCUUACCCUUCUCUCAAAGCAUGGUCACCAUGCUGGUAAUUUGACCGUAAGCGCAGAGCUCAUUAGAACCAACACAAAGAUGAGUUUGGCAUUCCGUAUGAGUGGUGACAAGUUUGACAAGAAGGAUCUCUUUGGAAAGAGUGACCCAUACUUUAUCGUCUCCAAGAGCACUCCAUCCGGAUUUGUUCAAGUCUACCAAAGUCAAGUUAAAUACAACACAUUGAAUCCAGUUUUCGAUUUAACAGAAAUUAGUAUGGAUGAAUUGACUGGUGGUGAUGUAAAGAGAGACCUUUUAUUCGCAUUCUUUGAUUACGAUUCUAUUGGAAAGCACGAUUUCAUUGGAUCAUUCCAUACCACUGCAGAGGCAAUUUUGAGUAUGCCAUUAAAGUUGGAGUUGAUCAACCAAAAUAAAAAGGAGAAGAAAUCGUCGUACCACAACUCUGGUACCGUCGAGAUCUAUGAAGCUCGUUUGAAUAGAGCACCAGAGUUUAUGGACUAUUUGAUGGGCGGUUGUGAGAUUUCAUUGAUUGCCGGUAUCGAUUGUACCGCUUCGAAUCUCUCACCAGACAAUGUCAAGAGUUUGCACUACAAGCAUCCAACCAUUCCAAAUGCCUAUGCCAACGCAAUCAGUUCGAUCGGCAGUGUUUUGGCACCAUACGAUUUCGAUGGAAUGAUUCCAGUGUUUGGAUUCGGUGGUGACCUCCCAGGAUCGCCAGUUACCAACCAUUGUUUCUCAAUGAAUCUCGACCCAUCCUCUGGCAAAGAGUUGGAUCCAAAUGUUCGUGGUGUAGCAGGUGUUCUCGAUGUCUACUACCGUAACAUCACCGUUGUUUCACUCUCAGGUCCAACCUGUUUCGCACCUCUAAUCAAGAGAGCAUCGGAACUCUCCAACACCUCACAGAGCAAUCAGAAAUAUUCGAUCUUGAUGAUCAUUACCGACGGUGAAAUCAUGGAUAUGGAACAAACCAUCGAAGCAAUAAUCAAAGCAACUGAAAAACCAUUAUCAAUUGUUAUUAUUGGUGUUGGAAGCGCUAAUUUCUCAAGUAUGGAAAGACUCGAUGGUGAUGGUGGACCUCUUUCGAAUGGUGCUGGUAUGAUUGCCAAGAGAGAUAUCGUUCAAUUCGUAUCUCAUGAGAGUUUCAGAGACAAGCCAUUCUACAUGUUGGCCGAGGAGACUCUUCGUGAGAUCCCAAGACAAUUCAUGGAAUACAUGGAAUGCAACAGAAUCAGACCAAAUCCACCACGUAAGUACGUUGAAGUAAAUGCAUCAGUUCCAGUUGCCCAAAUGGCUAAUCUAUCUGUUUAA
Heterostelium album PN500 is the source of this 1656-nucleotide messenger RNA. RefSeq names its product copine family protein (gene cpnA). Bases 1 to 1656 code for a protein of 551 amino acids. Gene Ontology annotation, biological process: cellular response to calcium ion. Lineage: Eukaryota; Evosea; Eumycetozoa; Acytosteliales; Acytosteliaceae. Gene Ontology annotation, molecular function: calcium-dependent phospholipid binding. Gene Ontology annotation, cellular component: plasma membrane. The transcript is spliced from 5 exons. The record is from RefSeq and is a predicted model, not a curated record.